AUGGUUUUUCGCAAAGACGAGCUUGAGGUGCAGCUCAAGGACGAACAUCAGCUUAUCCAAGACGGGGUUCUUAAAGACGAUUCGCCUCUUGACACCAGCCCGGACUUCCAGAAGCUCUGUGAUGCUUGUCGCAUAGGAGAUCUGAAGGGUUGUCAGGAAGCUAUUGCCACGGGAGUCAAUAUCAAUGCUAGGGACCCCCUUUGCGGGCAUUAUGAAGUCGUUCAACUUCUCCUCGAGUCCGGCGCGCUCUGCGAACGAGAUACGUUUCAGGGCGAGCGAUGCCUCUACAACGCGUUAAAUAACCGAAUCAGGAAUCUCCUGCUCCAAUAUGAUUACUCCAAGAGUACCAAUCCGCUGCAGCCUCUGGCCUCGCACAUUACCUCUCUGCUCACUCGAAAUACACCCAAAACAUCAGAUAUCCGCCUCGCUGCUUCUUCGGAUAUUUGGGAUUUACACAAAUUUGUCCUAUCUGCAAGAUCACCAUAUUUCCAGAGGAAAUUGGCUGCAGCUCCUGAAACUGCGGUUUGGAGGCUGCCCAACACGAUUCCCCCAGAAGCAUUUCAAAUUGCACUACGGUAUUUAUAUCUUGGAGACGUACCAUCAGAUCUUGGCCUCAGCAAUAAGAGUUUUGUAUCGGAAGAAGAAGUCCUCAAGGGGAUUGACAAAAUUAGCAAACAAUUGGAAAUUGAAUCGUUGUGGGAAAGCAUAUUAUCUCCAAGUGACAGGCGGAUAGCUAGGCAACGGCACCAAGAUGAAGUAACAAGGGGAAGGGAUCAGAUCGAGACGUGGUACCGGAAUAAUGUGCUGAAGCAUAAGAUCCAUGUCGAUUCGAGCAGGGCUUCAGACGUGAAAUGGACUAGGGAUAAUGGAAUUUUCGCGGAUGUCUUGUUGCGGGCUGACGAAGAGGAGGAAACGGAUGAGCCGACUUCUGGACAAGAGACACCCAAGAUCAGAAAUACCCCUGGGCCUUUGAAUGGGAUUCCAAUUGGACCUUCAGCAAUGUUGCGGUCGGCAUCAACAACGAGGAAACCACGGAAAUCCGUCCUCUUCCCCGUUCACCGGGCAAUGCUCUUGCGUUCUGAAUAUUUUCAGACAAUGUUUGGCUCCUCAUUUCAAGAAGCCCAAAUGACAGAGUACCUGCAUAUUGUGACCGUCGAUUGCUCGCCUGCGGUCUUAGAGAUCGUUUUGACUUUCCUCUACACAGAGAAGGCCGAUAUUCCUCUCGAGCUCGCCCUCGACGUCCUCUUUGCCGCAGAUAUGCUAUUCAUCGAGAAGCUGAAAACGAAGGCCACCAUAGUCAUCAGCACGAUAGGUAACGGUGCCAGCAACCUUGCAGAUCGCACUCAUACAGAAGGCCCCGAGGAGGUUGAGAUUGAACCUAUCAACGUUUACGACGUCCUUCGAGCGGGUUGGUUCUUGAAGAUACAGAGAUUAGAAGAAUUCAGCGCGCGAUAUUUAGCCUAUAGGUUGGAGGAUUAUAUCGAUGAGGAGGAGUUUGAGGAAUUGAUCAAAGAAAGUGCGGCGAGAAUUGAAAAGAGACAGGAGACGGACAGUAUUGAGUUGGUCGAUGACAUCCGAUACUACCUGUCUGAACGCUUCCGGCUACGGUUUGAAGACUCCGGUCUCGAUGAAAUGAUGGACGAAAAUGGAGAGAUCAGCGCCGAUGCAGCGCAAGCCAUUUCCAACGCUUCUGCUCCACCAGAUGAAGCAAUCUCUAUGAGUGACCCUCCAACUAACAAACAGGAGCCUCCCUCGAACCCUUUGAUCAAUGGCGAGAUCAGGACUUUAGACGGAGAAAUAGCUGGCGAUGAGUUCGCCGCCGAUGCUAUAAAUUACCAAGUCCUUCUUGGGAAGAUCGAUGCUUUGUUAGAGCGACUGAAAUUAGAUGCCUAA
Molecule: messenger RNA, 1893 nt
Organism: Amorphotheca resinae ATCC 22711
Lineage: Eukaryota; Fungi; Ascomycota; Leotiomycetes; Helotiales; Amorphothecaceae
Exons: 3
Coding region: 1-1893 (630 amino acids)
Cellular component (GO): ubiquitin ligase complex; cytoplasm
Molecular function (GO): protein binding
Source: RefSeq, a predicted model, not a curated record